Zingiber officinale is the source of this 2037-nucleotide messenger RNA. RefSeq names its product zinc finger CCCH domain-containing protein 3-like. The transcript has 7 exons. Lineage: Eukaryota; Viridiplantae; Streptophyta; Magnoliopsida; Zingiberales; Zingiberaceae. The coding region runs from base 433 to 1704 and encodes 423 amino acids. The record is from RefSeq and is a predicted model, not a curated record. Gene Ontology annotation, molecular function: mRNA binding; metal ion binding.
UCGAUCACUCCUCUUCUACCUCGUGCUGCAUUCCAAUAAAGAAUGAACAGAAUAAAAAUAAAGGUGAGAGAGCGAAGAGUGCAAACGAAGACGACAGAGGGCGAUCGCGCAAUCGAUCCAUCGAGAUCCAAGAGCUUGACGGAAAGUUAAUCUUGUCCUAUUCUUCGUGCGCCUGUUGUGGGGCCUGAAUCCGAACCGUUUACCCGUGGAUUUUUCCUCCCACGGAUUUGGUAGGUGUUUGCGGCUGUUUCCGAGUGCCGGAAAACUGAAUCGCUCGGUGAAUCGGUGUUGACUGUCCAUCGGAGGUGUAAGAGGACGGUGACCCGGCUGUGGAUUUGGACACAUGUUGUAGUUUUGGUGGAUUUGGUAGGUGCUUCUUCGGGCGGGAGUUUGAUCAGGUAGUGAGGUUUUGUGCCACGAUCGCGGCUCCAAAUGAUGCCCGAUGCCAGAUACAAUGCUGUUUCCAAUCCGUCAAAUACCUCGCCAGAUAAUCUUGGAGAGGUUAUGUGGAAGUUAAAGAUAGGCGACGGCCAUGAGGAUGCUGACGGCCGCCUGAGUCCUUAUCCUGAUCGCCCAGGCGAGCCAGACUGUCUUUAUUUUUUGAGGACUGGUAACUGCGGAUAUGGAAGCGACUGUAGGUAUAAUCAUCCUACUCGCACUCGCCAGAACAAUUAUUUUAGUGACGAACUCCCUCAGAGAGAUGGUCAACCUGAUUGCCAGUUCUUCCUGAAAACAGGAACUUGCAAGUAUGGAACAACCUGCAAAUAUCAUCAUCCGCGAGACAAACAUGGCACAAAAUUGGUUCAUCUGAAUGCUUUAGGACUACCUAUCCGUAAGGAUGAAAAGCCAUGUGCCUAUUACAUGAGAACUGGAACUUGUAAUUAUGGAAUUACCUGCAAAUUCAAUCACCCGCAGCCUGCCACUGCUGGAUCAACAUUCCCUCUUGCAGGAUCCUCAGCCUAUGGUUAUUCAAGUUCUGUGGCACCUACCUCUGCUUCCCCUGUAAUUACUGGAAUUUCACCAUGGCCUUUAUCACGAGUUUCUUAUAUGUCUAGUCAACAUAUGCAAGCUCUCCAAGCUUAUGUUCCUCUUGUCCUUCCACCCACCCAAGGGACUAUGCCUGGGCAACAGGGUUGGAGCACUUUAAUGGGUAGCAUGAAUCAUAUUCACACCAUGGAUAAGCAUGCACCUAAUGUGACAUCCUAUUCAAAGCAUCAACAGUCAGGCCCUGGCCUGCUGCUAAAUUUACCUGAGAGACCUGAUCAACCAGAAUGCCAACAUUAUAUGAAAACUGGGGGCUGCAAGUAUGGAACCUCAUGCAAGUACCAUCACCCGAAAGAGAGGAAUCAGGCAGCUAUAACCACCAUAGGCCCACUUGGGCUUCCACUAAGACCAGGUCAGCCAGUGUGCACUUUUUACACCACAUAUGGAAGGUGCAAGUUUGGUACAGUUUGCAAGUAUGAUCAUCCAAUCAUUGGAUACUACAGCUACACUCUACCGUCUUUUUCGUAUCCUGAUCCAUCAAUAGCAUUUCCCAACCAAAAGAGUUUACAGAUGGUAUGGACAACCGAAAAUGCAUCUCCCAAAUCAUCAAAGUUGUCUGAUCAGCUCACAAAAUCUGAAACAGUCCAUAGACAGCAAAAUCUAGAAAACCAUGAGUCUGCAAAUGCUUCCACACAUACGCCAUCCGCCAUCGAACACUGAAGAAGAGUCUUCAUGAUACAGAGCUAUUUAAUUCUAACCACUCAUUCGCAUUCAUUCUGGUCAUUGUUCCAUGAUGGAGAUUUUGGAUCUUGGCUGCAUAGCGUGGUCAUUUUAUCGAGCAUAGCUAUUCAAAGUAAGAGGCAUGGCCUUUGUGAUGAAUGAAUGGCAAGCAUUGUUUUGAGUUAAAUGAUUAAAUGAUUUUUGUUCCACAUAUAUAGCGAAACCCAAACUAAGUUGUACUGUCGGAAUUUUCGUUUCUGUUUUCCACUGUAAAGCUGGUCAGUCAGAAUAAAUGUGAUAAAUUGAGCUCAACUUUUGCAUGAGUUUUUUGUA